Messenger RNA from Rosa chinensis, 1586 nucleotides. RefSeq names its product zinc finger protein ZAT10. The coding region runs from base 272 to 1021 and encodes 249 amino acids. Gene Ontology annotation, molecular function: DNA-binding transcription factor activity. The record is from RefSeq and is a predicted model, not a curated record. Gene Ontology annotation, biological process: response to stress. NCBI's taxonomy places the organism in Eukaryota, Viridiplantae, Streptophyta, Magnoliopsida, Rosales, Rosaceae. The transcript has a single exon.
UUUGACCUGGAAAAAGUCCUCGAAAUUAAACUAGAACCCCCCUCCCUUUCAGUCACCGCAUCUCUAUCCCUCCCACCACUCCCACUCCACACCUCCUUUCUUUUGCUUAGUUGACCGACCUCACUAGUCACUCCUCCCCUCUCUUUCUCUCCCUAUAUAACCCUACGCCCUCUCUCUCCUCCAACCCAUUCCAUCUCACAACAACAACAACCCAAUUGGGUAACAACUCCAUUUCAUCAAUCAAUUUUUCAAAGCUUUAUUUUAAUCUGUCAUGGCCUUGCAGGCUCUCAACUCCCCAAACACCGCCUCUCUCGGCGGCUUCGAAGAGGCGGAGCCUAACCGCAACAUGAACCACCACCUCGCCGCGAAACGUAAGCGCUCCAAGAGGCCGCGCUUCGAGGACUCGCUUUCCGAAGAGGAGUACAUGGCUUUCUGUCUUCUCUUGCUUGCUCGUGGCGGCACCACCAACGCCACCGACACCACCGCCCAACUGCCGCCGCAUCCCCCUGCUGCUUCUUACAGGUGUGUUGUCUGCAGCAAGACUUUCGGCUCCUACCAGGCUCUUGGGGGCCACAAGGCUAGCCACCGUAAGUCUGACGCCACCUCCGCCGUCUCCGCCGUCUCCGCCGCCGUAACCGCCACCGUCAAGACUGAAAUCCCCGCUGUCACCGCCGCGAGUGGUGGGAGGACCCACGAGUGCUCCAUCUGCCACAAGUGCUUCCCGACCGGGCAGGCCUUGGGAGGACACAAGCGCUGCCACUACGACGGUGGCAGCAGCACCGCCAACAGCGCCGUCACGACUGUUUCCGAAGGCGGCGGUGGAUCCUCCAGCCACGGCCAGUGCCAGACUCAGAGCCAGCGUGGGUUCGUACUCGACCUGAACUUGCCUGCUGAGCCGGAAGUGCUACAAGUGUGGACCGGGUUCGACAAGAAGAAGAGUACUCAAGCCUCCGCCGAGCAGGAGGAGGUGCAGAGUCCGAUGCCGGAGAAGAAGCCGCGUCUGACAUUGGGGCCUGAGUGAAUUUGGACUAUAUGUAUUUGGUGAAUUACAGAAAUGUUUGUAGUAGUGUGUUCUAUCAAUUGGGGGUGGUGUACAUAGAAUUUAAUUUCAUUGGUUCGUUUCGUUCUUGUGAAAAUCAUCGUGUUGGUUCUUUGAUUCGAUUUUGGGUAUGGGUUCAAUUUGUUCAUUGUUGCUCUACACCCCAUUACCAAUUCACUCGACUCAAGGUACGUAGGACGACCAUAAUCAUUUGGUCUAGCUGCAUAUUAGUUUCGUUAGGUUCUUAUUGGAAUUUGACUAUCGUAUUUGUUUAUCGAUUAACAUCUAAAGGGGUGUGAUGUACGGAUCUACGCUUGAUGCGUGAAGUACGUAGGGAGACCAUGUUAGUGUAGGGUUUGAGUGAGUGGUGCAUUAUAGAUCGAGUUGCCGAUGAAACAGAGAAGCCUCUCGCCUCCCAUGUGGUUCAUGCCUUUAAUGCACAUGUUAGCAAUCAUAAUACACUGCACCACAGCCAUAUUUCAAUAGGCCUUUGCGUGGCUUAGAACACUUCGUCGUUUAAUCUAAUAAAUUUGGUUACUUGUACCCA